CAAUUCACCGCCAGUUAACAUUCGAUGAAAUAUUCUCCAAUUAUGUCUCAAUCUGGUUCGGAGCAUCAAGAGGCAGCUCAUGCUGAAGCAACUUGCCCCGGCAUUGCAUAUAAAGAUCUUUCGCCAGAACAACAAGAAAUGAGCGACAUUCUAUAUAAAAUGGAGCGCCAUGACCUAGACCUAUGAGGCAUUGUACACCUCGGCCGUGACGGGAUUUUCCGCUACCUUGAUGCUGAUCGCAAUAUCCACUAUGCAAUUGCUCUGAGGCCUGCGUUAAUAAAAGCUUUAUUAGACCGCGGCCCUUAUGAUAAGGAGGAAGAGAUAGUCUUUCGCGGAGUUGAUGGAACAAAAGUUCCUAAAGAGCAGUGGUAUAAUCCACUC
Messenger RNA from Fusarium redolens, 381 nucleotides. RefSeq lists its product as uncharacterized. The transcript has a single exon. NCBI's taxonomy places the organism in Eukaryota, Fungi, Ascomycota, Sordariomycetes, Hypocreales, Nectriaceae. The record is from RefSeq and is a predicted model, not a curated record. The coding region runs from base 25 to 186 and encodes 53 amino acids.